Messenger RNA from Mauremys reevesii (Reeves's turtle), 930 nucleotides. RefSeq names its product olfactory receptor 4S2-like. Lineage: Eukaryota; Metazoa; Chordata; Testudines; Geoemydidae. Gene Ontology annotation, cellular component: membrane. The record is from RefSeq and is a predicted model, not a curated record. Gene Ontology annotation, biological process: G protein-coupled receptor signaling pathway. Gene Ontology annotation, molecular function: G protein-coupled receptor activity; olfactory receptor activity. The transcript has a single exon. Bases 1 to 930 code for a protein of 309 amino acids.
AUGGAGCCUGCAAAUAAUGUGACUGAAUUCAUCCUCUCAGGACUCAUCCAGGACCAAGAGUUACAACAAGUGUGUUUUGUGCUGUUUUUACUCUUCUAUCUAGUCAUUGUCCUGGGAAAUCUCCUCAUCAUUGUCACUAUAAUAUGCAGUGAGCGUCUGAACUGCCCUAUGUAUUUCUUCCUGAGCUAUCUGUCCUUCAUAGACAUCUGCUACUCUUCUGUCACAGCCCCAAAACUGAUUGCAGACUUCCUUGUGGAGAGGAAAACCAUCUCCUUCAUUGGCUGCAUAGCACAGCUGUUUAUGGUCCAUUUAUUUGGGGGCACCGAGAUCUUUAUCCUCACAGUGAUGGCCUAUGAUCGUUAUAUUGCAAUCUGUAAUCCCCUCCUUUAUACGACCAUUAUGAACAAGCAUGUGUGUAGCUGGAUGGUGGUGGCUUCAUGGGUAGGGGGCUUUGUGCAUUCCAUGGUUCAGACUCUCCUGACUGUACAAUUACCCUUCUGUGGGCCCAAUGAGAUCGAUCACUAUUUCUGUGAUGUGCAUCCUUUGCUGAAACUGGCCUGUACUGACACUUUCAUUGUUGGCAUCAUGGUUGUUGCCAAUAGCGGGAUGAUUUCCCUGACCUCUUUUGUUGUGCUGGUUGUAUCCUAUAUAGUCAUCUUAACCUCCCUGAGAAGCCACUCUUCCAAAGGGCGUCUCAAAGCUCUCUCCACUUGCGCCUCCCACAUCACUGUAGUGAUUUUAAAUUUUGGGCCAUGUAUCUUCAUCUACUUACGACCUUCCACCACCUUCUCCGAGGAUAAGAUGGUCACUGUGUUCUACACCAUUAUCACCCCCAUGCUGAAUCCCUUGAUCUACACCCUGAGAAAUGAGGAGGUGAAAAAUGCCAUGAGAAAAUUAUGGAGCAGAAAAGUGACUUUGGGAGUAAAAUGA